AUGUAACCAUCUAGCCAAAGCUUAGAAGGAUAUUAGGAAGUUAGAAUGAAAUUCUCGAGCUCAUGGACAUUUAUGCUUACAUCCUUAGGAUUUGCAGCUGGUUUUGGAAGUGUUUGGAGAUUUCCAUAUCUUGUAUUUAAAAAUGGAGGGGGGACAUUCUUAAUACCAUACUUUAUUUUGGUUUUUACUUUAGCUAUUCCAUUAUUUUUUUUAGAAGUUGGUUUGGGGUAAUGCAAAGGGAUUGGAAUGGCACAUUUGUUAGACUUAGAAAAACCAAAGUUAAGAGGAUUUGGAUAUGUUGGAAUAGUAAUUUGCGCAUACAUAUCUACUUAUUAUAAUUUAAUAAUGGCAUAUUCUUUGAGAUAUUUGUGGGAGUCAUUUAAGUACCCAAUUCCAUGGUUAGAGAGUAUAGUUGAAUAGAAUACACCAUUUUCUAGAGAUUACUUCUAUGAUUCUAUAGUUUAGAUGUCCACUUCAAUUACUGAUAUAAAUCAUAUUAUUUGGAGUCUGUUUAUAGCAUACAUAGUUUCUUUAAUAAUAGUUUACUUUUGUAUAAAAGAAGGCGUUGAGACUUCAGGAAAGGUAGCGAUAGUAACAGCCACUUCGCCUUAUUUUUUAUUAGUGAUUUUAUUAAUAAGAGGCUUAAUGUUGGAGGGUUCAAGCGAGGGAAUUUAUUAUUUAUUUAAACCAGACUUUGUGAAACUAUUUAAUCCUUCAGUUUGGGUAGAUGCUGCUAAUUAGGUUAUCUUUUAAAUGUCAGUUGGACAAGCUAUUCUGUGUUUAUAUGGUAGUUAUAGAAAAAAGGAGGAUAAUUUACCUAAUUUUUCUUUUGCAAUUCCAUUAUUAACUGCAUUGUGUGGAAUGUUAGCCGGUUUGGUCGUAUUCAGUUAUAUAGGACAUGUUAGUUUAAAAUUCAAUGUACCAAUUUCAUAAUUACCUUUAUCUGGUCCUGAUUUGGCAUUUGUUUUAUAUCCCGCAAUUUUAGCUUAGAUGCCAAUGCCAAACUUAUGGUGUAUUUUAUUCUUUUUAGUAUUAUUAUUGUUGGGAAUUGAUACUCAAUUUGGAUUUGUAGAUGGAAUUGCAGGAACAAUUGAGGAUAUUUAUUUAGGUGAAGUGAUCGUUUUGGGAUAUAAAUUGACAGUUCAAUAAGUUAGAUUAUGUGUUUGCAGUAUAUUAGGAGCGAUAGGUUUAAUCUAUUGCACAGAUGUUGGAUUUUAUUUAUUGAGUUUUGUGGAUACUUUUGGAACUAACGUAUCAUUUAUGUUGGGAGUAUUAUUUGAAGUGUUUUACUUUGGAUCAAAAGAGAGAUUUGAAUAAUUGAAGAAGGAUUUAGAGUAAUAUGGGAAUCAUGUGCCUUGGCUUAUUGAAUUUUCAUUAACUAAACUCUGUCAUUACACAGUUAUUGUAUUACUCAUAAUAUCAGUUAUCUCAUAAAUCAAAAAUUCUCUUGAUUAUUCAUUUUAUGUUAUUCUGAUUGGAUGGUUCAUCUCUUUUUCUCCAUUUAUUGCUGCCAUUAAGAUUUAUUUAGAGAAUCGCAAUAGGAUUGACAUGAGCAAGACUGAUUUAGAUAUAGAGUUAUUGACAAAACAAGUAUAAUAGUGA
This is a messenger RNA of Paramecium tetraurelia, 1602 nucleotides long. RefSeq lists its product as uncharacterized. NCBI's taxonomy places the organism in Eukaryota, Ciliophora, Oligohymenophorea, Peniculida, Parameciidae. Gene Ontology annotation, biological process: sodium ion transmembrane transport. The transcript is spliced from 7 exons. The record is from RefSeq and is a predicted model, not a curated record. Gene Ontology annotation, cellular component: membrane.